CCUUCUCCUUUUUUAUAUUAAUCUCUUCCAUCUCUCAACACCAAAGCUUUUUUCUUUCCACACACAACAACAACAACAACAACAACUUCUUCAUUGUUCUUCUAUAUAUCUUAUGGCAUCUUCUGGUGGCAGUUUAGACACUUCUGCAAGCUCUUUCAAUAACUUCACUUUCUCAACACACCCUUUCAUGACCACAUCUUUUUCUGAUCUUUUAGCUUCUCCUAUUAGUGAAGACAAGCCUCGUGGUGGCUUGUCAGAUCGUAUAGCUGAGAGAACUGGUUCUGGGGUGCCAAAGUUUAAGUCUACACCUCCUCCUUCUUUGCCUCUCUCACCUCCUACCAUUUUUUCUCCUUCUUCUUACUUUGCUAUUCCUCCUGGUUUGAGCCCUGCUGAGCUUCUUGACUCUCCUGUUCUUCUUAACUCUUCCAACAUUUUGCCAUCUCCAACAACUGGAGCCUUUGCUGCUCAGAGCUUCAAUUGGAAGAGCAGUUCUGGGGGAAACCAGCAAGUUGUCAAAGAAGAAGACAAAAGCUUCUCAAAUUUCUCUUUUCAAACCCAACAAGCACCUCCUCCUGCUACAACAUCCACAGCAACAUAUCAAUCUUCAAAUGUUGCAUCACAAACACAGCAACAACAGCCAUGGAGUUAUCAAGAAGCCACAAAACAAGAUAGCAUGAUGAUGAAAACUGAAAACUCUUCUUCAAUGCAGAGUUUUUCCCCUGAGAUUGCUAGUGUCCAAACAAACCACAACAAUGGUUUUCAAUCAGAUUACAACAAUUACCAACCACAACAACAACAACUGCAACCUCAGACCUUAAACAGAAGGUCAGAUGAUGGGUACAAUUGGAGGAAAUAUGGACAAAAACAAGUGAAAGGAAGUGAGAAUCCAAGAAGUUACUAUAAAUGUACAUACCCCAAUUGCCCUACAAAGAAGAAGGUUGAGAGGUCUUUAGAUGGACAAAUUACUGAGAUAGUUUACAAGGGUACUCAUAACCAUCCUAAGCCUCAAGCUACUAGGAGAAACUCAUCAUCUUCCUCUUCUCUUCCUAUUCCUCAUUCAAAUCAUAUCAGCAAUGAUAUCCAGGAUCAAUCAUAUGCCACCCAUGGCAGUGGACAAAUGGAUUCGGUUGCAACCCCGGAGAACUCAUCAAUAUCAAUAGGGGAUGAUGAUUUUGAGCAGAGUUCUCAAAAGUGUAGAUCAGGAGGAGAUGAAUUGGAUGAAGAUGAACCUGAUUCUAAAAGAUGGAAAGUUGAAGGUGAAAAUGAGGGUAUAUCAGCCCCUGGAAGUAGAACAGUGAGAGAACCCAGAGUUGUGGUUCAGACCACCAGUGACAUUGAUAUCCUAGAUGAUGGUUACAGAUGGAGGAAAUAUGGGCAGAAAGUUGUAAAGGGAAAUCCAAAUCCAAGGAGUUACUAUAAAUGCACACACCCAGGAUGUCCAGUGAGGAAGCAUGUGGAGAGAGCUUCACAUGAUCUAAGAGCUGUGAUCACAACAUAUGAAGGAAAACACAACCAUGAUGUCCCUGCGGCUCGCGGAAGUGGAAACCACUCUGUCACUAGACCCUUACCAAACAACACUGCAAAUGCUAUAAGGCCCUCAUCAGUGACCCACCAGCACCACCACAACACUAACAACAACUCUCUUCAGAGUCUAAGACCGCAACAAGCACCUGAUCAAGUGCAAUCAUCUCCAUUCACCCUUGAGAUGCUGCAGCAGAACCAAGGAGGCUUUGGAUUCUCAUCAGGGUUUGGAAACUCAAUGGGGUCUUACAACAUGAAUAACCAGCAACAACAACAACUACCUGACAAUGUUUUUUCCUCCAGAGCCAAGGAGGAGCCUAGAGAUGACACUUUCUUUGAUUCUUUGCUAUGCUGAUUUUUUUCCCAUUAGUAAUGGAAGGUUGAAGGGGAGCCUUGUUGCAACAGUAGGAUUCAAAUCCUGGAAACAGUCUCUUGUGUGAAAAACAAGAUAAGAAUGCGUACAUUAGACCAUCUAGUUGGACUGUUCUACGGACCCGCACAUAGUGGGAGCUUUAAAACAGUGCCUUUUUGUUCCAUUAGUAUGGAAGGUUGGAAAUCUUAGAAAAGGGGGUUUUAGAAACUUAGACAAAUAAAGUUCAUUCGAUUUAUUGCAUUUUUUAUUUUUGGUUUGUUUUGUUGUAAAUGUAUACGGGCAAAGGAUUGGUAAAGUAUAUAUCUCAUUAUAUGCUACACUACACAUGUUGUUUGUGCAAUUUUUUCA
This is a messenger RNA of Lotus japonicus, 2242 nucleotides long. Its product is annotated as WRKY transcription factor WRKY24-like. Gene Ontology annotation, molecular function: sequence-specific DNA binding; DNA-binding transcription factor activity. Gene Ontology annotation, biological process: regulation of DNA-templated transcription. The record is from RefSeq and is a predicted model, not a curated record. The transcript has 5 exons. Bases 113 to 1876 code for a protein of 587 amino acids. Lineage: Eukaryota; Viridiplantae; Streptophyta; Magnoliopsida; Fabales; Fabaceae.